AUUGAUGUAACACGCAGUGGAAGGUCAGGUUUUCUCUCGGUGAAUUUCAACACUACAUUCAUUAAAGCAAACAACUGCCGCUAACGCAGCGCUUUUCUACCCACAGCAGUGCUUAACUUUAUGCCAGCUGUAACGUUCGUGACUUUGCUUGGUAACGGAAACACCGCGUAGUAACGGGACAUACCGUGCGGACAGUUAAUUCAUCUCUGAAUCUGACUCGUGCCUGAUGUCUGGGUCAAAAUGCACGCGGCUGAGCGGCGCGCUGGUGAAACAGGUGCUGGACUCGGUGGACAGCGUCCUGUUUGACUGCGACGGGGUCAUCUGGCGGGGGGACCAGGCCAUCCCCGGCGCCUCUCAAGUCGUGAACCUGCUCAAGGAAAAGGGGAAGAAGGUCUUCUUCGUCACCAACAACAGUACCAAGACGAGGAAGAUGUACGCCGACAAAAUGGCCAUGUUGGGGUUCAACGCGAACGAGGAGGAGGUGUUCGGGACGGCGUACUGCUCCGCCGCGUACCUGAAGACUGUCUGCGGGCUGGAAGGCAAAGUGUACCUGAUAGGGAGCAAUGCCAUGAGAGAAGAGCUGGAGGCGGUGGGGAUCCAGCAGACCGGGGUGGGACCUGACCACAUCACCGGGAAGCAGCACGACUGGGCCACCGUGCCUCUGGAUCCCGAAGUGAAGGCGGUGGUGGUCGGCUUUGAUGAACACUUCAGUUACAUGAAGCUGAACAGAGCCCUGCAGUACCUGACCCAGCCGGACUGUCUGUUUGUGGGAACCAACGGGGACACUAGGCUGCCUCUGGAGGGGGGCAAGGCCGUCCCAGGUACAGGCUGCCUGCUGAGGGCUGUGGAGACAGCAGCUCAGCGCCAGGCCCAGACAGUAGGCAAACCCAACCACUUCAUGUUCGACUGCGUGGCCUCCAAAUACGGCGUGGACCCCGACCGCUGCCUGAUGGUUGGCGACCGCCUGGACACCGACAUCCUGCUGGGCUCCAACUGUGGCCUGAAGACCCUCCUCACCCUCACGGGGGUCAGCACGUUGGCAGACGCUGAGGCCCAUCAGAAGAGCGGCUGCGCGGAGAGGCAGGGGAUGGUGCCAGAUUAUUACGUGGAGAGCAUCGCAGACCUCCUUCCAGCUCUGCAGGGAUGAAACUCAAGUCUUUCAGGACUUGAAUGUAGCUUUGUGAUAGCCUUAGCAGCUAUAAGCUUGAGGAGUUAGGCUAGCCUGUCACAUGCCAGAUGACACUGUCUUCUAAAAGGGAAUAUUUUUUCAUAAAAUUUAUAUGAUUAUAUGCAUCUCUGUAUCAAAGUCACACCCAAGCAGCUAGCUGCUGCGUGACAGGAGACAAAGACUCCUUUAUUUAACUAAACCAUUAUUAAAACCUGCUUAUUUAACAUAUUAAUGAUUGAUUUAUUAUAAAGAACAGCAGAACAAUGACUUACAGUAUUGUUUCAGUGUGUGUAUGUUCACUUUUGGGGGGAAAGGAGAGUGUACUUUAAAGACUGCCUGUGAUGCAAUCACCCCUUAAGCAACUCCAAGUCAAUUCAAGGAGGGAAAUGAGCACACAGUGUGUCAAAGUUUGGCAAUAUAUGUGUGUUCAGGUUUACAGCUGUUUUAAAGUCUAUAAAUAACGGGCAAAGAGUGGGACUAAAAGGCACUGAACUUGUCUGGCUUCUGUUUUUAUGUAUUUUCACACCUCAGCUGAAAAUGCAAACAUGUAGUUACAUUCAUGGGACGGUGCAAUCAUACUAAGUCGUGUCAUGUCAUGUCAGUUCAGUAGUGAAACCGUGAUUAGCAUACGUUUUUAAAGGUCUUCCUUGUACCUUCUUUGUUCUCCGAUUUGUCCUUAACUCCCCGAAUCGCUGAAAGCAACGCUCAAAUCUGUAAUAAAAUUCACACUAUCUUUACUAAA
This is a messenger RNA of Epinephelus fuscoguttatus (brown-marbled grouper), 1910 nucleotides long. RefSeq names its product phosphoglycolate phosphatase (gene pgp). The transcript has 2 exons. Gene Ontology annotation, molecular function: sn-glycerol 3-phosphatase activity. Bases 227 to 1147 code for a protein of 306 amino acids. The record is from RefSeq and is a predicted model, not a curated record. NCBI's taxonomy places the organism in Eukaryota, Metazoa, Chordata, Actinopteri, Perciformes, Serranidae. Gene Ontology annotation, cellular component: cytoplasm.